Messenger RNA from Mycena indigotica, 1710 nucleotides. RefSeq lists its product as uncharacterized. NCBI's taxonomy places the organism in Eukaryota, Fungi, Basidiomycota, Agaricomycetes, Agaricales, Mycenaceae. Bases 1 to 1710 code for a protein of 569 amino acids. The transcript is spliced from 5 exons. The record is from RefSeq and is a predicted model, not a curated record.
AUGAUUCGCUCACUCGGGCUUGCCCUCUUGGUUGCCUCUGCUGCCCUCGCAGAACCGCUACUAAGACGUGAUGGAGAACAUGGCCACCAUCAUGCUGGACAACCACUUCAAGAGCUGAACGAGACGGAAGUAACAAUGUGGCAUCAACCUAUCGGACCUUCCUACUACACCAUCGACUGGGACGAUCCAGUAGCACCAGGUCGCCAUCCGGGCUGGCUUAUCACCCAUAUCCUUUUCAUGGCGCUAGCGUUCUUCGUCUGCCUCCCCGUUGGCAUCACCCUUCGCUCCGUCAAACACCAUUUGCAUUCCCUGGCAGUCGUCGCGUUCUACGCAUCAUUCUUCAUCGCUUGUGCAGCCAGCUCAAUCUAUCGGAAAAUGACACCUGAUAUGUAUCCUGGGCAAUCCCACUCGCGCCACGGCUAUUACCUCCUCUUCGCCUCGCUCCUGCUUACCACCAUCGAUCUUCUUGGCACGCUCCGCCGUUUAGUCGAUUUCCUCUGGACAGCUAAACAGUGCUCGAUUGGAGGUCUAGUGAAUGCGGUUUUAGACCGUGCUCCAGUCGACAGCGAGAACAACGUGGAGUAUAUAGGGCUCAUGCCAGAGCCGAGUAAGGAUGACAACUUCGAGGAAGUCUCGUUUGAGCAUGGUGACACCGAGCAUUGGGCCAACCAUGUCCGCCGUCAUUCUACGAUGUCGGAGGGAACCUUGUUUGGGCCCCAUUCGCCGCGUUCAGACAAGACUCCCCAUGACUGGCAUUUGGCGGCCCCGCAGAUAUCGACGAUCACCCGCAUUGGUAGAGCCAUUUUCUCAACCGCUGAACGCACCCUCGUCAUCGCCGCAUUUGGACUAACUCUCACGGGGAUCGUCGUCUACACAGGUGGCUGCCGACAGAACUACAUCAACGGAUGUCUCGCACACUUGAUCAAAGGAGGCAUCUUCUAUGUCUACGGUCUUGUAACGUUUGCCCGGUUCCUGGGCUGGUGCUCCCACCUUGGCUGGUCGUGGAAUCGCGCGCCGACAUCCGGUCAUCCGACUGCUGAAUUCGUCGAGUCCACUGUUAUCUUUUUGUACGGCGCAACCAACACUUGGCUGGAGCGCUUCGGCGCCAACCCGGGUGACCCAUUCACCACCAAGCAAAUUCAGCACAUUGGUAUUGCCGUCAUGUUCUGGUUUGCAGGCCUGAUCGGUAUGGCGGUGGAGUCGAAAACCCUCCGCAGAUGGCUUUCUGCUUUGGCCGUGGACACAUCUGAAAAUGUUGAGACGCCAGCGACCUACACAUCCAGCUUCAACCCAUUCCCCGCCCUCGUGAUCGGGGUCACGGGCUCUGUGAUGGCUGCGCAUUUCCAGACUUAUGUAUUCCAGGUCCAAAUCCAUGCCCUUUGGGGAAACCUCCUCCUUGCCUUCGCUGUAAUGCGCUGCAUCACCUACUUUUUCCUCUGGGUCUCCCCUCCCCGUUCAACACUGCCCUCCCGCCCGCCCACCGAGGCCCUCGCAAGCUUCUUCCUCGCCGCUGGCGGCGUCAGCUUCGUGUUCUCCACCGAGGAGCUCACCAUCGCCGCCAUGCGCAGGGGCCGCGACGACAUUAUGAUGUUUGCCGUGGCUGCAGUCGCGAUCACGUGCCUCUCCUUCACGUGGACGAUAUGCAUAACCGCGUUCUCGGGCUGGAUGAAGAUGCGCACGACCAGCCGCGGGUACCACACGCCUGCUUAA